Molecule: messenger RNA, 2924 nt
Organism: Misgurnus anguillicaudatus (oriental weatherfish)
Lineage: Eukaryota; Metazoa; Chordata; Actinopteri; Cypriniformes; Cobitidae
Source: RefSeq, a predicted model, not a curated record
AGAGACAAGACGAGGGAAAUUUAUGAGGAGAAAAGGCGUGAUUUUCGCGUUUCUUGGAGGAUUUAAAAACGAAAAUCUUGCCUGCAAUCAGAAGAACUGCCCGCAUUUUUUACCGCGAGGAGGUGACUCGUUAUUACUUCGGACUGUUUCAUCCACACCCAUAAAGUGAUUGAGACCUUCAGUGAAGCUCCUCCUACAACAAUCCACCAAUAAAUGCUGGAGUCAAACACACAGAGAAAUCACUCCAUGUGUGACAAUUGAAAUCUUCAUGACAUAAUGUUGAUGCUGGUGAAAGAGGAGCUUGAGAAGAUGACAGAUCCACAACCAUGCAGAAUAAAGGAUGAAGAUACUGAGGAACAAAUAGAUAUGAUUGAAGUGAAAGAGGAGAGUCAAGCUGAAGUGGAUGAGAAACAUCAGAUUGUAAAAAUAAACCAUAAUAAACUUUUAACAUGUCAACAGUGUGGAAAGAGUUUCAUAUCUAAAAGUAAACUUGAGGCUCACCUGAGAAUUCACACUGGAGAGAAACCGUACAAGUGUCAUCUUUGUGGAAAUAGUUUCACACUUAAAUCUAGCCUUACGAAACACAUGAGAAUUCACACUGGAGAGAAACCGUACAAGUGUCAUCUUUGUGGAAAUAGUUUCACACUUAAAUCUAGCCUUAAGAAUCACAUGAGAAUUCACACUGGAGAGAAACCACAUGUGUGCCAUGAGUGUGGAAACAGUUUUACAUCUGCAGGUAACCUUAAGAAACAUUCAAGAAUUCACACUGGAGAGAAACCCUACAUGUGUCAACAGUGUGGAAAGAGUUUUAAAACUUCAGGUGACCUUACGAGACAUGUGAAAAUUCACAGUGGAGAGAAACCACAUGCGUGCCAUGAGUGUGGAAAGACUUUUACAUCUGCAUGUAACCUUAAGAAACACAUGAUGUCUCACACUGGAAUGAAACCGUUUACAUGUCUUCAGUGUGGAAAGAGUUUCAGAGAUAAAAGUAACCUUGAGAUUCACAUGAGACUUCACACUGGAGAGAAACCUUACACAUGUCCUCUUUGUGAAAGGAGUUUCACAACAAAAGCUAACCUUGAGAUUCAAAUGAUGCUUCACACUGGAGAGAAACCGUUUGCAUGUCCUCGUUGUGGAAAGAGUUUUAUGUGGAAAUCAAGUCUUAGAAAUCACCAGCGCUUACAUUCUAAAGAAAAGACAUUCAACUCUUCUAUGGAAGUGAAAGAGGAGAAAGAAACUCUGAAGACAGAAGACAUAAAGUGUGAAAAUAGUUUCAGUGAAGAUGAACGCCCUGCAGAUCACAAGAGGACUCACAGUGAGGAGAAACCUUUCACAUGUCAACAGUGUGGAAAGAAUUUCAGAAGAAAAGGUCACCUUAAAGAACACAUGAGGACUCACAGUGAAGAGAAACCUUUCACAUGUCAACAGUGUGGAAAGAGUUUUACCUUUAAAUCGAAACUUAACCGGCACAUAAAAACUCACAGUGGGGAAAAGCCACACGUGUGCCAGCAUUGUGACAAGAGUUUUCCAUCUACAGGUGAACUUAAGAUACACAUGAGACUUCACACUGGUGAGAAACCUUACACAUGUCAUCAAUGUGGAAAGAGUUUCAGAACAAAAUGGCACCUUAACGCACACAUUAGAAUUCACACUGGUGAGAAACCACAUCCGUGCCAUCACUGUGGAAAGAGUUUUAUAACUGCAAGUGACCUUAAGAAACAUUCAAGAGUUCACACUGGAGAGAAACCUUACAAGUGUCAACAGUGUGGAAAGACUUUCACCUUUAAAACAGGCCUUACCCAACACAUAAAAAAUCACAGAGGGGAAAAGCCAAACACGUGCCAUCACUGUGAAAAGAGUUUUCCAUCUAGAAGUGACCUUAAGAUACACAUGAGUUCUCACACUGGAGAGAAACCUUACACUUGUCAUCUAUGUGGAAAGAGUUUCAGAACAAAACCUCACCUUAACAUACACAUGAUGAUUCACACCGGAGAGAAACCUUACACUUGUCAUCUGUGUGGAAAGAGUUUCAGAAGAAAAUAUGACCUUAAUGCACACAUGAGGAUUCACACCGGAGAGAAACCACAUGUGUGCCAUCACUGUGAAAAGAGUUUUACAAGUAAAUGUAAUCUUAAGACACACAUGACAGUUCACACUGGAGAAAAACUGUUCACAUGUCAUCUGUGUGUAAAGAGUUUUAGAACGAAACGUAACCUUAAUAGACACAUGAGAAUUCACACUGGAGAGAAACCAUUCACAUGUCAACACUGUGGAAAGAGUUUUAUAAUGAAAUCUGACCUUAAUGCACAUGUGAGAAUUCACACCGGAGAGAAACCAUACUUGUGUCAUCAGUGUGGAAAGAGUUUCAGGACAAAACCAAAACUUAAUGCACAUUUGAUCACUCACACUGAAGAGAAGCCGUUCACAUGCCAUGAGUGUAAAAAGAGUUUCAAAACAAAAGCUGCCCUUAAAAAACACGCAAGAUUUCACACUCAAUAGAAACCAUUCAUGUGUCAACAGUGUGGAUAUGGCAACAAAGUUUAGAAAUCAGCUGAGGUCUUAUUAAUAAAACUGUUUGGAGGAUCUUUACUAAAAGUCUACAAGCCCAAGAUGUCUGUCCUUGUGUUCUUGUGUUCUCGUGAAACGUCAUCAGUCGCGGCCCAAGUACUGUUCCAAUUCCAAGUUCACAUCAAGCCAAGUUCACAUAACAUCUCAGGAUGUGUUCUUGAUUCGCUCAUUUUAUUAAGGAUGCAUCAGAAGGUGAUUUGUGUGGACUUACGACAGCCAAGUUUAAGUUUAAGAAGCUUAAAACCUGCACAAUAUUUGAAAUAUUACUCUUUCUGUGUCAUAAAAUGUAGCCGUUUAGUCGAGAAUAUAGAUGAAUAAAGUAAAGAUAGUGCCUAUAAUAAAAUUUUGUCUGACAA